UCAAGUGUUUCCACGGACACUUCUUUCCUCAUCAUCCAUUGACUGGAGACUUCUGUCUGUAGUCUUCACCCAUAUUUCCCCCUUUCUACCUUCCCAGCUUCCCCAUAAAUCUUCCCAGCCGUCGCUUUUCCUUUCAAUUUCCUCUUCCAUUCUGUCACCAAAGCCCAUAAAUCCUCAAUCAGUCUCUGAUUAUUUGCAACAACAUUUCCUAUUCUGAUCUUACUUCAGUAUCUCAGCUGAAAAAAUGGGAUCUACAUCACUUUCUUCCUCCAACUCCAAACCGACUUGGACGGCCGAGCAACACAAAAUGUUCGAAAAUGCUUUGGCAAUAUAUUACAAGGAAACGCCAGACCGUUGGCAAAACAUUGCAAGUGCCAUUGGAGGGACAACUGAAGAGGAGGUGAAGAGGCAGUAUGAGAUCCUUUUAGAGGACAUCAAGGGCAUUGAGUCAGGGAAGGUGCCUGUUCCUAAUUACAGGAAAAUUGGAGGAAGCAGUGGAUUAAAUAACAUUUGCAGUUGAGAAGAGAGGGACUGAUCAGUGUUUUGCCUAGAAUUUUGAUUUGAAGAACCUAAUGCUCAAAGCCUCAAAUGAGGAACUAUUCCUAGCACUCGAAACAAGCUCCAUUUUUAACAAGCAAUAACCUUUGACGGUUCUCAUUUUUCCUACUAUUUUACCUUACUGAAAAAACAAAAGAGAAUGUAAUAAGCUUUUCUUCUGUCCUAUACUUACCAAGGAAGAUCAAUCAAUCAUAUUAGUGCUUACUUGUUU
Alnus glutinosa is the source of this 769-nucleotide messenger RNA. RefSeq names its product protein RADIALIS-like 4. The record is from RefSeq and is a predicted model, not a curated record. Gene Ontology annotation, molecular function: DNA-binding transcription factor activity. The transcript has 3 exons. Lineage: Eukaryota; Viridiplantae; Streptophyta; Magnoliopsida; Fagales; Betulaceae. The coding region runs from base 245 to 520 and encodes 91 amino acids.